Messenger RNA from Sitophilus oryzae (rice weevil), 522 nucleotides. RefSeq names its product 60S acidic ribosomal protein P2 (gene RpLP2). Gene Ontology annotation, biological process: cytoplasmic translational elongation. The record is from RefSeq and is a predicted model, not a curated record. The coding region runs from base 123 to 461 and encodes 112 amino acids. Lineage: Eukaryota; Metazoa; Arthropoda; Insecta; Coleoptera; Curculionidae. Gene Ontology annotation, cellular component: ribosome; cytosolic large ribosomal subunit. Gene Ontology annotation, molecular function: structural constituent of ribosome. The transcript is spliced from 4 exons.
AAUAAUCUUUCCGUGUUUGGUGACGUUGACGGUUGACGUUACUGACAUAUUCAGAAUUCUUCCUUCUUUGAAAAGGUUAUUUUUGUGAGUGGACGCGUUUCGUGUCUUUGGACUUAAUAAAAAUGCGUUACGUUGCUGCUUACUUGUUGGCCGUUUUGGGUGGAAAAGCUUCCCCCGGUUCUGGCGACAUUGAAAAAAUUCUUGGCUCGGUAGGAAUUGAAGCUGAUGGAGAAAAACUGAAAAGGGUUAUUUCAGAACUAAAUGGAAAAUCUAUUGACGAAUUAAUUGCACAAGGUCGGGAGAAACUGAGCUCAAUUCCAGCUGGUGGUGGUGGAGCUGCUCCAGCUGCAGCUGCAGGAGGUGCUGCACCAGCUGCUGAAGAAAAGAAAGAUGCCAAGAAAGAGGAAGCCAAAGAAGAAUCAGAGUCAGAUGAAGACAUGGGCUUUACUCUUUUCGACUAGGUUUUAUAAUUUAAUUGUUUUUUAAUAAAAAAAAAUAAUUAAAAUUUUACCGUUUUCCUUU